AAGGUUGUACAACGGUUGUAGCGAAACUUCGAAGCACGAGUAGGCUCCGUGCUAGGCGCAGACAGCGGAGCAGCCGUAGAAGUUAGAUUGUAGCAAUCUGUUCAAGACCUAAAAUAUUCCUAAUUGUCUCAGUACUGUCAUGUAACAGAAGAACGCUUACUACAUACUAUAUUACAAGUGCAACCACUCAAAAAAAAAUGGUAGUACAACUAGCGACUUCAACAAGUGCCGCGAGCCGCGCACCGCUGUCACCGGUGAAAGGUUCCUUGCAGCACGUAGCGGCCGACUCAUCAUGGCGAAAAACGAUGCUUGUGUACGACAGACUCAAAGCAGUAGGAGCGCUAUUGCAAGGCUCGAGAGCAGAUCUCUCGCUGAUCGUCUCUCGGCGACUCUUCCGUAAUCCGACAGAUACGAUGAUCAUCAAGGAAGCGGCGACCUCGAUACACAGGGGAUACCUCACGCAGGGGUAGGAGAUGAUUAUACUUACUUACUUUGAUUCUUCGCAAUCGCAGUGCGUUUCUUUGUACGACCAGAUGAAUCGCUAAAGAUGAUUAUGAUAUUUUCAAAAGAUAACCUUGAAAGAACCUUGUUGAUGCUCCACAGUAUAUCUUCGAAUGCAUGUCAAUUUUCAAAUUCUCCACUCUAGAAAGCCGGUGCCGGCAACGGUCGACGUCGACGCCUUUUUAGCGGUUGUGCAGCGCAAGAUUUCAGCCUAUGCGGAGCGCCGCGGCGCCGCAGCGGUAGAGCGACUGUUUGUCCCUGCAGUGGAUCUAGAAAGUUCUGAUGGCGGAAAUUUUGACGACUCUAUCGGAGAUAUCAAAGACGGCAGAAGAAGUGCUGUGAUAGAGCAAAGGUGUGGUGGUGACGUUCCUGGCGAGGUAGAGGGCUUGGCCGAGGCGGGAUUAGGAUAUGACCAUAAACAUCGGAGGUUGAGUUUAUCUUUAUUUCGAUCAAAGAAUAUGAAUUUUGCCAAAAUUUUACCUAGUGAAGAUAGUAGUACUUUAACUGAGGAGUAAAAGUCUUCAGCGAAGAAUCAAUGUACCUACAGAGUUGCCUUUUGGUGAAAAAAGUACAAUAUGGAGUUGGACAAGAAACGAAAGUCAGUCCUCUUGUCUUAGCACCUCUAAGUACGUCUAGCACCCGAUCUGCCUCUUUUCUACGGGGAGCCUCCUGGCGUGGGAAGUCGCUCAACGGGUUCGAUUCAGCACCUGUACUCCCUCCAUUCGUCAGGAGCACUGAAGAGUGCUUCAUCUGCUACUUCAAUAGAAGAUGCGAAUAAGGCUCGCUACCUGUCCGCAUUUCGAGACGCCCUUUUGAGUCGAGAGGGGGAUGUAGUUCUUGUUGGAAACGAACACGCUCCCGAAAUGGAAAAGAGGGAUGGACACGAAGCUACUUCUCGAGCAGGUGUUUUUUCACAUUCGCAAUCCACUCCAGGGCAAGCAGCUGUGAAGCACUUUGUUGAGACUCGUUCAGCUGGGACAUCUUCAAAGCUAUCUUCCACGCAUCCAGCUUCCGCUUCAACAUCUUCUAAGGAAAAUCAGCAACAUGCAGAGAAUAAUUCCAUCGACCACGACGAGGGUCGAAGUAGACCGCGCAGUGCUAGGCGCGCUGCUAGCAGUAUCUACACCAAGCAGCGGAUUUCGGUUAAGGCUUUCCCCCCUAUCCAUCUCUAUCGGGAUCCCUCAACUUCGUAUACAAGGGAUGCUCUUGAGGCAUCUCCAAGGGGAUGAAUUGGGGAUGGAUCUAACUCACCUGCAUCGAAACCCCAUCAAGCAGGGACGACCGAAUCUUCUAGUCAGCUUGCUGGUGCGUCCAAAUCUUCCUCUUCUUCAUCGCAAGUUCAACCUAAAAGAGGCUCUAGCAAUGCAGCGGCCACAGCGUGGAAGGAGAUCGUUUCUCAGCGAAGUAAAAGGACGUCGUCACUCACUAUUAUGCCACUCAGUUUAGAGAUGAAAACUUUUGUCACCUCUGAAUUUGAUUGUAGGGUGGGAGUAAAGACAUCACAUGACUGUUGAGCAUCCGAGUCCAGCAGUACUCUCAAGUUUUUAAUACUUGAUGAUGGUGGAACUAGUAUGCUGUCCUCUAAGAUCCCAGCAUCGUCGUUGCGCAAUGAAGAAAAAGGAUCAGAGCAAGGGACGCAGUUUCGCUCUGCAUUACGUACGUCUACUUCUUCAGCUCCUUCUGGCAAAGAGAGAAAAACUCCACUGAAAACGAUGAAAGCAAAUGCAACUGCGAAAUCAUCGUCCACCUCAAUAUCCAAGGGUAAUUCGCUAGCCUCAGAACAACACCAGCGUCUGGAGGUGGUUGAUGCACAGCGGGGAGUGGUAGAAAUAAGAGGAAACGUGGACGGCAACUUUGCAGACAGUUUCUUCUCGGAGUAUGCGCAACAGCGCGAAACAGACAGGAAACAAAGACAAGUGGAACAUACUGCACGAUUAUGAGAUGAAACUUUCGCAGAAUCAUUUUUCACCAAACAGCAUAGCAGCUUCGAUGUUGAUCACUACAAAUUACCACACUUAAUUAAUCAAGUACGCGCUUCUUCUUCUUCAAUCUUUAUGUUUAUUGCAAGUCCUAGUCGUAGACCUAGUACUCGCAGUAGCCUUACUCACAAACAAUGAAGCAAGUAAGACUAUGAAUUUCUCUGUACGUUCUUUCAUAUCCUUCGAGCCGGUUCGAUCGUUUGCAUACAGGUGAGCAACGGCGCACGCGGUCCUCUGGUAUCACGCAGCAACAAUUAUCUGAACAAGGACCAAAGCCUCGAAAUUCAGUAGACCGCAGCCCUGUGAAAAAGAUAAUGGUUACGAGGAAAGGCCGGCCAGAUCUCUACUACGGAAUCUUCUCCUCACCUGUGAAAGGGGAUGAUGCACAUAAUGGUGCUGGUGGAGGCGGCCAGAGGUAUUGUAGUGGAAGUCGAUGAUGUCCACACAACUACAUUAACUGUUAUCACACAACACUUAACAUGUUAUUUGAUGUUCCUCUCUGGGAGUGAUCAUCACUACUGUGUGCUUGUCUGUGGAAUCUUGUCACAUCGAUUCAUCCCGCCGGUAGGUGCUGCAUACCUAUUUGGGAUGCACAGAAUAGAAUAGAAAAUCGAUAUCUGAGGCAACUUCAGGCAACCUGUUCAUUCUUCAAUCCUAGCUUGAGUCUUUGUUCCGACUUAUUUCCAGGUGUAUCAAUUCGCCCUCUCCAUUGGGCUCGCGUUCGGAUGCGCAGCCAGAAACGAGGCUGCGGAACUCGAGUAUGGAAGAUCUUGUAGAGGAAUUCCGAGCCUUUCUAGAGCUGCGCACCUCAACAGAAGCAGUGCCAAGUGGAUGGCAGACGGUAUUUAAGCCAGCACCGCGUAACGGAGAACAAAGAGAGGAGCAGCAAGAUCAGGGACGAGACACUUCUAGAGGACAACACCAUGUUGAAAGUCUGCGAGCUGGCGAUGAGGAGAGUCCAACGAGUCGUGGAUAUGAGUACUUAGCUGGAAAUAUUCGCCUUUCUAGAGGGGGAUUGCGACAGCAAACUUCACAUGAUGAUGACAAGACGCAGAACCCAGCUGACGAAGCGUUCUGGAACCACGCAACAUGCGAAGAUGAACAACAAGUUACUAAACAAGGUCGUUUUGCUUCUAGUUCGUCUAAUACGGCGGGUGGUGCCGCUGCACCAUACACGCCACGCAUGUCACCCGAUCAUGAAGUGCACGUAGAAGAAACGCUAGCGCAGGCAGAGCGGGUGUUAGAUUAAGGCUCAAAAUAUUUCAUUUCCUAGGGUCGUUGUCCUCAGUUUCCUUCUUGGGAUUCUGAAGAAAUGAACUCCGCGAGGCGCGUAUGUAGUGAGGCGGACGGUUUUCCGCAUGGCAGUAGUCUGCCCCAGCUCCUAAGUUUGACACUUUUAAAGUCGACGGAUCUGAAUUUUAGCGUAUAGAUACUAUGUAUAGGGAACUAGCUCGCCCGUCUGUCGUCGGCAGCUUGUUCUCGGAUAAACAUGCAAGCCCUUCCCCUUCAGAUAGGCCUGGCACUACUUACAAAAAAAAACUCACGGAAGAGAUUGAAGAGAAUGGCUUUGAGCUCUAAUUAGAGGACCGGGAGACUGAGGAGCCUUGGCCAACCGCUUCGUAUACCAUAGAGGACACAGCCAUGCCUAGAGGGGCGUCGCAAGAAGACGGCACUCCAAUCGACACUCCAAUCGACUCGUUGAAACAGAGGCUGCCACCCUACGCUUUUGGAUUUCACGAUUAUGGAAUCAAUGUUGGUUGGUCGAGAGGCACUAGAAGUCUUUACUUUCAGUAUUACUGAUAUCCCCUAGAAGUCUUUACUUUCAUCAGUAUCUAUGUCUUACUUAGAGUUAGCAUCUUAGAUGUUGACGAUGAACUUUUUAGUCUCUAGUUUUCUCACCAGUACGUCGUAGUUUGAGCUCCUUGAUGUCCGCAUCCUCGCUCCCUAACCUCGUCUAACUCAAACGUGUGGCAGACUGUGAAGAGGAGCCCCAAGAUAUUGAAAUGAAAGGCAAUGGCAGCGAGGAGAUGUCGCGAGAGUCAGGAGCAGUGCAAGAGGUAUGAGUUUCUCUGUCGUGAUAGAUUUAGAUAGAUGGUUCUCUUGGUAUCACAAGAUCUAGAUCAUCUGCUCAGUUGAGGUUGGUUGUGCUAUCUCCUCACUAAUCAUUUUUCCAGUUUGUUUUGUUUUUCCGUUGAAUCAACACCAUUUAUUUUUUUCUCCAGAUUUCUGAUGGAGCGCCUGACCCAACAACUACCACGACUACCGAGAAAGGCACAAUUAGACGGCCAAGACCGCGAAGCCCGCCACCCCCAGACGUGAGCUCGCAAUUCCUGGAAGCCACAGGUACGGCCACAUCUUCUAUGGGCCCUUUGGUGAAGCGCAAGCCAGCGCGGAUGGCACUGCUGACGAGAGAAGUGGCGAAACCGGUAGAAGUGUUGCCUUGUGAAAAAAGCAAUAGAGCAGAAAAAGAUCAUGUUGAAGAACGACCUAUAGAUCCAGUAGUAAAAAACGUAAACGAAGUUCCAGGUUCAGUUCCACCACAAGAGCACGAGCCGAAUUCUGACGAAGAUUUCAUUCUGCAGGAUGCAGUACACAAUCCUGCGUUCGAGCGCAUUCGUGAUGGUAAAUUUAAGUUCUUCGGCUACAAUGAUCAAUAUGCGGACAUGAUAGCGGAGCAUCUUCUGUUCCCAGCACCGGCGAAAGGGCAUGGUUCCUUUAUCGGAAAUGGGAAUAGGAUAGUUGCAGAGCAGGCGCAUGAGGAAACAAAUCGCAAAGAACAUAAAAACUACAACAUCAUGGCUUCGCCCUCAGAUGGUUCUACUGGAGUGCCGACUAGGAUGCCAAGUGGCAUCCCAAGUGGCAUCCUAGUCGGCACUCCAGUAGAACCACGAUCAAGUAGACAUGGCGGAAGUACUACAAUAUCUACGUCGGCUGUUCCAACAUCUUCUUCAAGUAGAGGACAUGUGUCUGUCGGGAACGGGAACACCGAACUGGACGAUGUUGAGGUAAGAACAGAGGACACAAACAGGAAACUUGUUAGUAAUAUCAGCAAGCAAACAGUGGUCAGUCCGCAUUAUGUGGUGGAGAUGAUAGACGACAACGGGAAUGAUUGUGCUAGUGAAGAGCAUCAUGGUCUUGGUCAUGCUCUUGCUCGCGCAGAAGACCUCACUGGCAGCAACCGUACCGCAAGUAGCCGCGCGCCUCAACUGAACAAUACAAAUACUUCGCUGAAGCCCAAUUACACCAGCAACUACAUUAGUAACAAUAGAGCGACGAGCAAGUUUGCCGGAUUCAUCGGGACGAGCAAGGCCACAAUGAGUAGUAAGGGCAGCGUCGUAACGAUCCGCCGAGAUCCUUGGGCUAGCUCUACGGAUGUAAGACGAGAAGAUUCUGGUAGAAGUAUGCUAGAUCAGCACAAGAAAGACUCUUCUCCCUUAAACAAUGAGGACACCAGUGGUCUUGCGUUACAGUACUCCACAGAAUUGAAUUUUAGGAAAACAUUGCGGGACGAUGGACACCAUGGUAAACAUGGAGGUGGACAUGGCGGUAGUGCUCUUAUCUCUCCGACCUAUGGCUGUGACGGAAAAAUGGUGGGAGCAGGACAGCCAGCUGCAACAGCAACUGACUACAACGCCAUACUAUCGAGAUCGCACGAUACUUGUACUUCGCCGCCGAUUUUCGGUAGCCCUAGGCCCUCACGUCAGAGCAGGAGGCGUAGCGGUAUUCAAUUCUAAGCACAUUCGACGUAUUGGCUUUAUGUUUUUUUCUCAACAUUUUACAGGUCGCCGUGCUGGUCUUCACUCACUAGCAGUUUUUUUUUUGUGCAAGAGAAAAGAUACAAACAUUGAAGAGCAGUUGUCACCCGAUGCAGUGGGUGUUACAGAGAUCCGCCGCACCACCGCGGAGGUAGGUAAGCACGUUGCUGAAGAGGAUCAGCGCCCUGCAAAACUUCACUACACGACAGCCGCCACCUGUGACAAAGGAAACAGCGGAGGGGUGGCGAGCUUACUAAGAAAGCGCACGCCAAUCCCCUUCACCGUAGUAAACGUCCCCGGGAUAGAUUCGGACGAACAGCAACAGGAACGCUGCCCGAGUGAUGACGCCGCCAGGCCGAUGCCCCGGCCUCAAGAGCGCAGUCGGCGCCAACUCGUCCCCGGCUGGAGUGAUGUAGGAUGUACGAUAAAACUCAAGACCUCCGCUCCGGGUGGUCUUGUUACUGCUCGAAUCUAUACCCCGCCAAAGUGCAGGCCUACGCGCCGCACUUCAGAAAUGGAAACCCUCACCAAGCAAGCACCCCACGCACCGCAGGAGGCUGAGGCCCCACCUUCAUCCCCGGCGGCUUCGGCUUUACUUCGUGGAAGCACCCGAGUGGAAUCGGGAAGACGCGUGGCCACUUGUGUGAUCUAGGCAGAACUGGGGAGACUGCGCACGGCCACAGAUAAGGCGGGGCGGCAGCUCUCCCCCUUUAGCCACGGCCGCUCUGCACCGGAGUCACUUAUCGCAACGAAGGAAGGGCGGGAAGUGAAACGAUUGAAAAUGAAGCGGGUGGAGGCGAGCAGCAUGAAAGUGGCGGGGUCGGUGGCUAUUAAAAAUAUGAAGCCCGCCGAAGGUGGUGGAGUCAGCCGCGGGGGCUGGGUCGGCUGGUGAAGUGCGUGGAAGAGCCUCUCUCGGCCUCAGAGGUGAAGAGGGUGCUGUUGCUGACUUUUGGGCAACGAAUCUGAUGACGGUGGACCCCCAGGAAGACAGCGGCUGGCCAGGGCGGCGAUGGCUCGGCGGGGCUUGCUAAACCGCCGCGCCUCACCCGUGGCGGCUAAGGUAUGGCCCCACCUUUGCUCGAACAGCACGCGCCACAAGAUACCCACUCUGGUGCAUCGCGUGGCGCCGCCUAUCACUUACACCUGAAGGGGUAAGGCUCUCGCGGAGUGAGUUGAAGGAGUGACUGCGCCGCGCUGUGGAAGAGAUGAGAUAGCGGACGAUGGGCGCAAAAGCAACAUCAAUUUGCAAGCUCACUCCUCUCCAUCCUUUUCUCACUAUGUUAACUAACACACAGGCAGCCCACAAUGCAUCGAUCCUACAGAGAUGACAGUGACACAUGAUCUUUAAUAACUAUGUUUGGCGCCAGGUAGCAACAGUUUACGGUACUCGAAGCGCCGGGAUUGGCCUCACCAGCUUCGGUCUGAUGACCAGGCAUACCGCGAACCGUUUCGUACCGAGUUGCUGCCACAAUCCAAAUUCGUACCCAUAGGUGGGAGCACAAAAGAUUCCGUGCUAAGUAGCACCCAUGGUUCACUGUGCAAGUCUAGUAGUAGAUAUUAA
Molecule: messenger RNA, 7796 nt
Organism: Amoebophrya sp. A25
Lineage: Eukaryota; Dinophyceae; Syndiniales; Amoebophryaceae
Source: the annotation of a GenBank genome assembly